Oryzias melastigma (Indian medaka) is the source of this 6324-nucleotide messenger RNA. RefSeq names its product eyes shut homolog. Gene Ontology annotation, molecular function: calcium ion binding. The coding region runs from base 2083 to 6315 and encodes 1410 amino acids. Lineage: Eukaryota; Metazoa; Chordata; Actinopteri; Beloniformes; Adrianichthyidae. The transcript has 29 exons. The record is from RefSeq and is a predicted model, not a curated record.
GAUUUUAUACUGACUACAGAGGAGAUGAUUUGCAGAGUUCUGGUGGUCAGAAGAAGAUGCAGGGUCAGUAGUGACGGAGGAGGACAAAAGAACAGACAUUCAGAAAUAUUGUGAGCGGUUCAGUAAAUAACAGAUCAAAAAUACUUCGUUUUGGGGGACGCGAGUGACCUUUGUAAAAACAUCUUUGUCUUUCAGUUGAAAGGAGCUUGAAGAUGCCUUUUUAGUCUGUGGGAAAUGUUUGAGAUUUCUUUGAAAUAGCAUUUAAUCUUUGUGCUUACUUUUUUCUUCAAAACAAAAAACCUUAAUGGUUGGAAUCUCAGCUUUCUUUUACACAGAAACCUCCCAACAGGAACAUUUCCUGUUCUGGGGACAUUCCUAUAUACAGGAUGUGGCUGGCUGCAGGAAAAAGGGAAUGUUAAUGGCCAACAGCCUUUUCUCUCUGGAUAGCCAGCACCAAAUUGCCUGGGAGCAAGGCCCUUAACCCUUACUUAUACUGCUUUUUAGCAGCCACCAGCACAAGACUGAUUGCAGUGCAGCUCCCUGGUGUGAGUGUACCUGUCCAGCCAAAGCAAUGUAGGCCAUUGCGAAAUACAUAAUAAAAAGAGCUGUCAAAAUAUUCCCUGAGUUCACAUUACACAUGAUAUAAAUAAUACUAAAACAGUAGCAGUCCCGUCCUAGUAGCUGCCUGCCUUUCUGUGUGAAAGUGUGUACAUGAGUGUGUUUGGAGUGAGGGAAUUGUGAAAGAAAAGAAGUAACUUUGAGACAGUAGUAAACAGAAGUGUGAGGAGAAUCGGCCUGUUGAUUCUGAACUUCCAGGAAGUGGCCAAACAGUCCAACUUCUAAUACCAUGAAAAACAUAAGCAGAUUAACCCUUAAACCCAAACUGUCCUAAACCGUGUUCUCUGAAGCCAGUGAGUGAGAAAAUUCCACCCUAGCUCACCAAAUAAAAAACAGAAAAAGGUCAGUUUGAUCAACAAUAACAGCCUUUUGCAAGCAAAUAUUGUGUGUUCAUACUCAGUCUUUGACACAUAUUUGGUUUAAACAGAGCAAAACUAAAGCAUUUAGAGUUGAAAACAUUUGUCCGCAUGGGUACUUUUAUCUAAUGUGAAUUUUAGUAGAUUCUUUUUAACAGAAAAUUUAGUCUUAAAGGUUGAAAGCUUUUUUUAUGAUACACAGAGAGGCGGAUGUGCAAUGAAAGAAAUCUGAAUGUGGCCAAAAAGUGUUGUUGGAAUAAAAAAAACAAACAAACAAAAAAAUCGGAUCUACUGUACAGUACAGGGGUUUGCAGGGAGCAAAUUUUCCUCCAUUGUAAAAAGCUCAGGUUCAGCAUAAACCUCAGAGAUAAAGCAGAAUUUUGAUUUAUGUUAGUGGAAUUAAGAUUAUUCUCAUCAAAAAUAUUUCAACAGCAGAUGAUAAAAUCUUCUUUUUUCAGGAUUUAAAUUAUAACCAAAAAUCACAAGAUUGGAAACAAAGACAGGAUGCCUUUUUAAAAAAAAAAAAAAAAAAAAAGCUGCUUCUUCAACUUUUCACUGUAAUCUUGAUGUUUUGUAGCUCAGUGAGGAAUAAAAUGCUUAAAUAUAUAUUUAUAAUGUUUCUAAGGGGUGAGACAUUAGUUUUACACUUCAUCUAUUUGGACUAAUUAAAGCUGUGUCUUGAUAGCUUAGCCAAUAGACUUAAAAAAAUCUCCCCUCUGAUCCUUACUGUUCAACAUUUAUUUUUUUUUUAUUUGUUUGUUUUUAACUGUAAAAUAAUAUUAUGUUGUUUGUACCAGAUAAUAACUUUGCCUGGUUAAUAAAAAUUCAGCUAAGCUUAAUUAAUCAAUCAAUCGAGGAGGCUCUUUAGCCCCGCCCCUCUCGCUGAGUCCUCCUUGGACAGGCGCGCGCGCGGUUCAGCUGUUGUUCCACGCGGACACACGCCUGAACUCUGAAUGAGAGCGUCACCAGAUUUACGUUGCAUGUUUUUGUCCCAGGGCGGAACACCUUUCAACUCAAAGGGAUGGACUUCGUGGAGGAUCGGGAGCAAAGGAACACAUGACAACUAAUUUAUCAACUUGAUUAAGUUUCUGUUGUUAGUUUCAGAAAAAUGAAGAUGGGGGAGUCAUUAUUUAAUUUGAUUGUCAUGUUUAUGGCUGUCCGUCUCAUAAAAUGCCAAACCCUUUGUGAGAGGCAGGCGUCACUGGAAUGGCACCCUCAAAAACACACAAUCCAAGUUAACUGGACUCUGAUCGUAAAUAUUUGUAGGAGUGCAUCGGAAUGUUGGAGUUCUCAUGGGGGAGACGAACUGAGUAACCAGUCCUCCAACUUCCCACAGAUAUGCCCGCUUCAACUGCAAUACGGAGACAAGCUGCUGAUGUCUGCUGAUGAAACAUUCAAGUCAUACGGCAUCAAACUUCUCAACGUGUCAAAAGACAGUUUUGAAAGUUGUUCCACAAAUGGAGAUCUCUUGUUCCCCCACAGUUUAAAGGAAAGCGAGCAAGUUGAGGCUAAGUGGAUCACACCAGGUCGUCAUUACUUCAUUGCUGUUCAUGAAGGACCAAACUGCUCAGAAAUAGUCGGGAAGACGAAUUGUGUCAGAGUAUGUGAGAAUGGGACAUGCGUUCAGAUGUCGCCCACUUCCUUUAAAUGCAUCUGUGGUGGUGGAGUCUCUGGCCCUCCCUGUGAGAAGACGAAAGCCCCCUGUGACCCAAAUCCAUGCAGAGAGGGUGGUGCAUGCGCAGAGAGCCCCAAAGGAUUUGCCUCUGAGUGCGUUUGUGCAGAUGGUACCGUGGUCCCUGAAUGCAGGAGGCAGCAGGACGCGUGCACCCCAUCGCCAUGCUUGAACAACGGCACCUGUGUGUCCAAGGGAACGGAUUACGUCUGCAGAUGUCUGAGUGGCUUUUCUGGAAGAAACUGUGAAGAAAUAAUUGACUACUGCAGGCUGCUCAAUAUCAUCUGCCUAAAUGAGGGAUUGUGCUUGAGUGUAAUUGGCGGACAUCAGUGCGUUUGUGGUUCAGGAUGGAUUGGAGAGUUUUGUCAAUAUGUUGGUGAUGCCUGUGCAAUGCAAACAAACAACUGUUUGAAUGGAGCCACAUGCAUCACAACGAGUCAACCAGCAUCUCCACCACAGUACACCUGUAAAUGUCUACCUGGUUUCAAAGGAACAAUGUGUGAGACAGAGAUCAAUGAGUGUGAUUCCAGCCCCUGUCAGCACAAUGGUUCCUGCCAUGACUUGGUUGGAGACUAUGAGUGCCAGUGCCCUGCAGGUUUUCAAGGAAAGAAUUGUGAAGUUGACAUCGAUGCCUGUGGUCUGCCCACCAGCAACUGUUCCACGAAGACGAGAUGUUUGGAUCUCCCAAAAGGGUUUGAAUACAGCUGCCGUGUGCCGUGUUCUCAAGAAUUUCAACCAUGUGCCAACGGAGGACGCUGUGUGUUGAAUAAUGCCAGCAGCUACACCUGUAUCUGCACACGGGGCUGGACCGGUCAGACCUGCCGUAUAAAUGUCAAUGAUUGCAUUCAACAUUGGUGCCAAAAUGGGGCCACUUGUGUGGAUGAGAUUGAUGGCUACAGCUGCCUUUGUCCCAGUGGAUACACAGGGGUCUUCUGCGAGGAAGACAUUGAUUACUGCGCUGGCCAUAGCUGCUCUGAACAUGGCGUUUGCCUGGACCAGCAGUAUAACUUCACCUGCCGCUGUAUGCUUGGAUUCGAGGGACCGUUCUGUGAAGUGGAAACAAAUGAGUGUAACAGCUUCCCUUGCUCAAGUGGCGCCACCUGUGUGGACCUAAUCAGUGAUUAUCGGUGCCACUGUCCCCUGGGAUUUGAAGGAAGGACUUGCUCCCACAAUGUAAAUGAUUGCUGGUCACAGCCCUGUCUAAAUGGAGGCACGUGUAUGGAUCGAAUAAAUGACUUUAUUUGUCACUGUCCUCUCGGGUUCAAGGGAAAAGACUGCUCUCUGGAUAUCGAUCUUUGCUCAUUUGGACUGUGCAGUGAACACACAUUAAUAUGCGCUGAGACCAGGGAUGGCCACAAUGUUUCUUGCACGUGUAAAACAGGAUUCGGAGGGUCAUUUUGUGAAGUAAAUCUUAAUGAGUGUGAGUCUUUGCCAUGUCAGAACGGUGGCGUUUGUGUGGAUGGAAUUGAUCUGUAUCAAUGCUUGUGCUUAGAAGGCUUUUGGGGUUUCAACUGUGAAAUCAGCCAUAAUGAAUGUGCAUUUGGAUACUGCGCCAAUAAUUCCACAUGUAUUGACCUGGUUGCUGACUAUGAAUGCAUCUGUCCAUCAGGCUUUGCUGGCAAGAAUUGCUCCAGACCAGAAUCUUCCUGUUCAGAAGUGAGGGUCUGCAAAAACGGAGGAACUUGUGUCUUAAAUUCUGCCAGGGAAUUACAAUGUAUAUGUCCUUCAGGUUACCACGGCGAAGACUGUUCUUUGUCUUCGAGCCGGUGUGUUUGCGACUCUGAAGGGACUAUGUUCUGCGAUGAGCUGGAAAAUGCUUACAGAUGUGUGUGUCAUCACGGACACACAGGGGUACACUGUGAAACCCCUAUUAACCACUGUGUUGAUGGCCUUUGUCAACAUGGUUCAACGUGUGUGGAUUUGUCAAGGGGGUUCAAAUGUGAUUGCUUACCUGGCUUAACAGGCCAGUUUUGUGAAGCAAAUAUUGAUGACUGUGCAGGCGAUCCCUGUGGAGCUCUGAGUAUCUGUAAAGACUUUCUGAACGGCUACAGUUGCUUUUGUGCACCUGGGUUUAUCGGUAAUAAGUGUGAGAUUGAAGUGAAUGAAUGUCUCAGCUUGCCUUGUCAAAAUGGAGGCUCCUGCACAGACGAGCUUAACUCAUUCAGCUGUCAGUGUCCUGUUGGGAUAACAGGUAGCUACUGUGAAUACAACAUAGAGGAGUGUGCUUCCUCUCCCUGCCUGCAGAAUUCCACGUGUUUAGACCUCGUUAACGGUUACAAAUGUGUUUGUAAGCCGGGUUUUACAGGUCCAAAUUGUGAACUUGACAUUGAUGAGUGUGCUUCAUCUCCCUGCAAGAAUAGAGGAACAUGCGUGGACCUACCUGGUAAUUACUUCUGCCAGUGUGUGGCUCCAUUCAAAGGGCAUAAUUGUGAGUUCUUACCCUGUGAGGCCAGUAAUCCCUGUGAGAACAACGCCGUGUGCAUGGAAGAGUUGGAUCAGGAGCGUUUCCCUUCGGGUUUCCGCUGUCUCUGUCGCCGUGGUUUCAGUGGCCCCCGCUGUGAAAUCAAUGUGGACGAGUGUAGCUCCAACCCCUGUUUUCACGGCUUCUGCUAUGAUGUUGUAGAUGGCUUUUACUGCCUUUGUAGUCCUGGCUUUGCAGGGCCUCGAUGUGAGGAAGACAUCGAUGACUGCCUCAGCAAUUUGUGCACUUCCAACUCAGCAUGCAAGGACCUCCAUCAGGGUUAUGAGUGUGUUUGUCAUUCAGGGUGGGAGGGAGCGGACUGCCAACAAGAAAUUGAUGAAUGUUUAUCGCAGCCCUGCAAAAACAACGCCACCUGCACAGACCUUCUCAACAGCUACAAGUGCUUCUGCUCACCAGGAUGGACAGGUGAGGACUGUGCCGAGGAUGUCAAGGAGUGUGACUCUGGGCCCUGUCUUAAUGGCGCUCCGUGUCAGGAGUCGGACAUACCUGGGGAGUUCUCCUGCGCCUGUCCCCCUUUCUUUACUGGCCAUUUGUGCGACCAAUCCUAUGACCCAUGUGACCCCCUCCAUAAUCCCUGCCUACACGGCUCUACCUGCCUGACACGCUCCAAUGGCACAGCCUCCUGCAGAUGCUCAGUUGGAUUUGAGGGAAGUUGGUGUGAAAUUGACACCAAUGAGUGUGGUUCACAUCCAUGCCAAAAUCAGGGGCAGUGUGAGGACCAGGUCAAUGGUUACAGGUGUGACUGUAAGAUGGGAUUUUCAGGCCUUCACUGUGAGCAAGACAUCAAUGAGUGUGCCUCCAGCCCUUGCAGCAAUGCUGGCACCUGUAAGGACCUUGUGAACAUGUUUCACUGCAUUUGCCCUCCUGGAUAUUUUGGAACGCUGUGUGACCUGGAUGUGAAUGAGUGUGAAGUUUCACCUUGCCUACACGAGGGCAUCUGUAUCAACAUGCCUGGGGGCUUCAAGUGUGUCUGCCGGCCUGGAUACACAGGACUGCGGUGUGAGGUUAAAGUCAACGAGUGUGUUUCAAACCCAUGCCAGAACACUGGAAGAUGUAUUGAUGGGCCUAAUCAAUAUCACUGCUUGUGUCCUGUUGGCUUUAUUGGGCUCCACUGUGAGACUAACGUAGAUGAAUGCAUAUCAGCACCUUGUCUUCAUGGGAGGUACAGGUUCUUUUGCAACAUUUAAGUAAAAAAA